AUGGAUUUUGCCAACUGGACUGAGGGAGAAUACUCCACAAGCACCAGUGGAUAUGAAUCCCUGGAGACCCCCAUUGUCCCCACCAGUAAGAUCCUGCUGACCAUCACCCUCUCCAUACUGGCUAUCCUGACCACCUUCUUCAACUGCCUGGUUAUCACCGCUAUCGGCGUGACCCGCAAGCUCCACCACCCCGCCAACUACCUCAUCUGCUCCUUGGCCGUGACAGACCUGUUCGUGGCAGUUCUCGUCAUGCCCUUCAGUAUAAUGUACAUUCAGAAGGAGCGCUGGGUCAUGGGUCAGGCGGUGUGCACAAUUUGGUUAAGUGUGGACAUCACCUGUUGCACAUGUUCGAUCCUACACCUAGCUGCCAUUGCUAUUGACCGAUACAGGGCAAUUACGGAUGCGGUGGAGUAUUCUCGCAAACGCACUGGUGCACGAGCUGGAGCUAUGGUGGCUGUGGUUUGGCUUUUGUCCAUUCUCAUAUCUCUUCCUCCGAUUUUGUGGCGUUACUACAGUGGAGAUGCAGAGCACGAAGAUCAGUGCAUAAUCACGCAUCACCACAUUACAUUUACAUUGUACACAACGUUCGGAGCCUUCUACAUACCUUUGCUGCUGAUACUGAUACUGUACUAUAAGAUCUACCGUGCCGCCCAGACCUUAUAUAUGAGAAGGGAAGCUAGCAGGGCAAGUCGGCACUCAUGCAUGACCAAUGGAAGCAUGAUACCUUCCACUUAUCCAGCAGGAGAGGGCGCCGGAGAGGUAGGAGCCCAAAGCCCGGAGCCGAUAAGCCCAGCGGAAAAGUCUAUCUCUGAACCAUCGACAGAAGAACCACCAAGAGUGCGAGUUUCUGUAAAGGCUUCCCAUUUCAAAUCUCGCCGGCUUGAAUCACGAAGCGAAUCCAGGAACGAGUCAAGGAGGAGCCAGUUAUCCCAAGGACCAAGGAUCUCUGGAGCGAGGGAGCGCAAGGCAGCGUCCACGCUAGGUUUGAUAAUCGGCGCUUUUGUGAUUUGCUGGUUGCCGUUCUUCGUCAAGGAGGUGGUUGUCAACACGUGCGGAUCGUGCACUGUUUCGAUGGAGAUGGAGGCGUUUUUGACAUGGCUGGGUUACAUCAAUUCACUGAUCAAUCCUCUCAUCUACACCAUCUUCAACGAGGACUUCAAAAAGGCUUUCCAAAGACUUAUUAGGUGCAGCCAUUAUCUCUGA
Molecule: messenger RNA, 1203 nt
Organism: Boleophthalmus pectinirostris (great blue-spotted mudskipper)
Lineage: Eukaryota; Metazoa; Chordata; Actinopteri; Gobiiformes; Gobiidae
Gene: htr1fa
Product: 5-hydroxytryptamine (serotonin) receptor 1Fa
Exons: 1
Coding region: 1-1203 (400 amino acids)
Biological process (GO): adenylate cyclase-activating adrenergic receptor signaling pathway
Cellular component (GO): plasma membrane
Molecular function (GO): G protein-coupled serotonin receptor activity
Source: RefSeq, a predicted model, not a curated record